AUGGAGAAGAAAUCACGUUACAAUCUCUUGAUCGUUCUCGCUGCAUGCGUCGGCAGCUUCUUAUACGGCAAUGCCAUCUCCAUCUUCGCGACGACUCUCGGAAAGCCGCAGUUCUUCACCUACAUGGGCCUGGACGUGGUUGGCCCCGGUGCUGAUUUCGCAAACUCAAUGACUGCCGUCUGGAACUGCAUGCUCUACGUCGGAGCUGUAAUAGGAGGAAUCUCGUACUCCUUCGUAUCGGACCGUUUUGGCAGGAAGACCCCGAUGGUCGUCGGCUGCGUCUUCGCCUUCAUUGGCAGCGCGCUGCAGGCGGGUUGCGUGAACAUAGCAAUGUGCGCAGUUUCUCGCGUCAUAGAUGGCGUAGGUAUCGGGAUGCUGCUACCCGCGAUCCCCCUUUACCAAGCUGAAGUGGCACCACCGCACUCCAGAGGCCUUUUAGUGGGUUUACAUGGUUCUGCACUAGGUUUCGGAAACAUGUUCGCACAGUGGAUGGGCUGCGCGUUCUUCUACGCCGGCGGCCAGGUGGCGUGGCGUGCUCCUCUGGCUAUACAAUGCUUGUGGCCGGCGAUCUUAUUCGGAUUAACGCUCGUUAUGCCCGAAAGUCCUAGGUGGCUCUACGCCCACGGACACGAAGAGCGGGCAUUGAAAACUCUAAUCAAACUUCAUAAGGACAAGAACGAUGAUUCUGAUACCUUUGCCCGUCACGAAUUCUCCAUCAUCAAGGCUCAAACAGACUUGGAUAUGGAGAAGGGCAUGAUGACUACUUGGCAGGCAUUGAAAAUAUCUUCAGUCCGCAAGAGAUUCAUAAUCGGCUUCCUCGCGAUGAUGGGAACGCAGUGCAGUGGGUUGCUUGUGCUCUUGACAUAUUCUCCAACGAUCUACGAAGGCCUCGGAUUCUCCCCCUUCAUGACCAACGUCAUGGCAGCUAUCUGGUCGACUUUUAACGGCCUCGGAAACCUUGGUGGAGCGGUCAUCGCAGAUAGGGUGGGACGAAGGCGUCAGCUGAUAAGCGGCUACGCCGGUGUGCUUGUUUGCCUGAUCGGCGCGACGGUGCUCACCAAACUCUACGCGGGCACUGCAUCCGCAGGGAGCAAAGCGGCAGUAUUCUUCAUCUUCGGAAUCAUCGUCUUAUAUACCUUGGGUAUUGAGGCCGCGUCCUUCGUAUACGCGUCCGAAAUCUUCCCCACCCAGCUGCGUGCGCAGGGAGUGGCUUUCUCGAUGCAAGGGCUAUUCCUGAGCUCUAUUCUUUGGACUGCUGUGGCGGCCCCUGCUUUCAAGAACAUUGGAUGGCGAUUCUACUGCGUCUUUAUAGCUACGGACGUUAUGAUGAUCUUGACCGUCUACUUCUUGUUCCCUGAGACGAAGGGCUAUACGUUAGAACAGUUGAGCGCGGUCUUUGGCGACGAAGUUGUAGGAGACGACGUCGACGAGCAGCCCGCAGAGAAAGGCACGGAGACGAUCGAAGCUGGAGAGAAGGGAGAUUUAUCGCAUAUUGAGUACGACGGUACUAAAUCUUUGUGAUUACUACUGCGAGCGAAAGGUUACAGGCGGGGAGUAUCUCAGCCUGAUUAGAUACUUUUGGAAGCUCGGUGGGUAUUUUGUGAUUACUGUUCUAGACGACUGUGGCGAUUGCUCGCAGUAUUUCGCUGCUCUCCGAUAAUUAUGGACUUAACUGCACAGUACAACUCAUGUACCUUCGUAGAGUCGCUUUUAUAUUCUCAGU
This is a messenger RNA of Mytilinidion resinicola, 1723 nucleotides long. Its product is annotated as general substrate transporter. NCBI's taxonomy places the organism in Eukaryota, Fungi, Ascomycota, Dothideomycetes, Mytilinidiales, Mytilinidiaceae. The record is from RefSeq and is a predicted model, not a curated record. Gene Ontology annotation, molecular function: carbohydrate:proton symporter activity. Gene Ontology annotation, cellular component: membrane. Gene Ontology annotation, biological process: transmembrane transport; carbohydrate transport. The coding region runs from base 1 to 1521 and encodes 506 amino acids. The transcript has 8 exons.